CGAUCAUGUGUGCUCCACCGGAACCGAAUAACUUGGACUGGAUUCCCUGGUUCCGAUAUGUGAUUCUUCGGAUCAUUCUGUGGAUCUCGAGAAACUCGAGGAAAAUGAGAUUCGCCCCGCUGAUUGAUCUCCUCAGCAAAGAUCCUUUCGUUUACGGAGCGAUUCCGAAUCCCCGCGAGUUCGAAGAGGAAUGGCCGUACCCUACCAAACGAUUGCAAGCCAAGAAAAUCGAUGACAAAGUGGCGAUUUUCUGUACGUCGCCUUCGGGACAAAUGCUGGCGAUUAACUUCGCCAGGAAAUCUGACAGAAUCGCUUCACUUUUCCUCUAUCUCAGAACUCUUGCGGCAUCCUAUGUUUUCACGAAAGAGCUGAGCGUAGAUCUGUCAACGGAGGACACGUUCGCCAUCGAUGGCCUCAAGCUCGAGUGUGUGAUACCCAUGCGCCGCUGGAGAAUAUCGUUCAAUGGACUCCUCAGAAACCAAGCCACGGGGAAAGACGAGCAUGUUCGUUUCGUGUUCACCGCCAACUUCAUCAAUAACUUAGCUGAUCUUGGUGGAUUCCAAUCAGAAAGACACUUGGCUCUCACUCUGUGUAAGAAUCCAUCACUCGAGUUGCUCCCUCUGGUAUCGAAUCCCGAGAGUUUAAACGAUCACCUUAGGGAAAUCGAUACUCUGGUUCAGACUUACUCGUUUGUGGGGAAACUCCGAACGAGAGAAAAUGUCCCAGGAGCUGAGAGCUACGAGGAAGAAGUUUAUGCGUUUGGACAGAAGACGAGAAGUCACGAAAAAGAGUCAUCAGCUGUCGAGUCGCUCGGCUGCUUUAUGGGAUACACGAGGAAUGGGAUUUCAUGUUACGUUGAAGCUUCGAGAAUCGCCAAUCUCUCACCGUCGUUGACGUCUGGGGCGAUUCUUUACCCCUCCUUCGUCCACACCCCCAUCGAUAGAAUCACCGAGAAUAUCAUGAACGGCGACCGGAUACGGAAUGAAUUCGUUUUGCAAAGCGGCAAGUGUUUGCCUUCGAUGAAAGUCCAGCUACUCGAAGAGUUGGAAAACUCCAGUUUUAUCGUCCAGUUCAACUCCGAGUAUCGAAGAAGAGAAGUUCGCUUCUUCAAAAUGUCUCUGGAUGAUAGAGAAGGGUUCGGAGUUUUUAUAGGGGGACUCGGGACUCGGGUGACACCUAUGAUUCCCAAAGUUGCGAAGCACAUGAUCAACACGUCGCCGAGGAGCACAUCGAACGUUGUGAGCUUCGAGGAUGCAAGCUGUUCUGACGGUAGUCUCACCGGAGGAAAAGCAAGCUCUCUGGCGGUUCUGACCGAGCUCGCCUCCGAGUCGAAAAAAUUCAAAGUCGCCAGAGGUGUCGCAGUGACGACGGAAGCAUACUCGAAAUUCAUCGGACAGAGGGAAGUGUCGGGAGCGAUCGAUCAUCUGCAGAGCUCAAUCGUCGAUCAAUUACGGGCCGAUGAAUUACGAAGAAUUUGCGAAAAUGCGGUAUCCACUAUCGGGAGGCAGCCGCUCCCGCUCGAAGUGAGAGGCGAUAUCGAGCGGCAAUUACGUCGAAUUUUCGAAGAUGUCGACACCACGAAAUUCGCCGUGCGAUCCUCUGCUUGCGGAGAAGAUUCGGAGGACAUGUCGGCUGCUGGUCAAAUGGAAACAUUGCUCGGAGUCAAAGGCCUCUCGAAAAUUUUCGAAUCGGUGGCGAAAUGUUGGGCGAGCCAAUUCUCUUUCGUCGCAGUUCAGUACAGAAGACGGUACGGACAGCCCGUCAAUUGCCCUAUGGCUGUUUGCAUACAAGAGAUGGUUCCCUCCGAAGUUUCCGGAGUCAUGUUCACCGUGGAUCCAGUCACGUCUAACCCCGCCUACAUAACAGUCACAGCGAAUUACGGGCUCGGGGAGAGCGUUGUUGCCGCCACAGCUGAUCCCGAUACGUUCGUCUUGGAGAAAACACCCUCGGGAGGACGAGUGAUUUCCUCCUCAAUCGGAUCAAAGAAACUCCGCACCGUGAUGCUCGACGGAGGCGGAACCCAAGAUAUCACUGACGUGCGGGACGGGAGCUCGGAAGCGUGUCUGACCGAGGAUCGUCUGUCUCAGCUGGCUGCGGCGGCUCGGGCGGUUGAGGAGCACUACGCGUCUCAACGAGAUACCGAAUGGGCGUUCGCUCCCGGGGGUCAGUUGUUCAUGCUCCAAGCCCGUCCAGUGACCUCAGCUCACGUUUUAGAUUCUGAAUUCGAAUCAUAUCAUGAGACCGACGAGGGAAUUGUGUGCGAAUACGAUUGUCUAUCGAAAGCAAACGUGGGAGAAGUUUUCGGCGGCAGCCCCUCACCGCUGACGCUCGACACCACGUUCAGAUCGUUCUGUCGUAUGUUCAAAGCCAUGACCGUGAAGAUGCAAGGGUUGAAACCGUACGAGGCGCAUUUCUCGAGAGAUCAGUUCUUUUUCCGUCAAAAUGCUCAAUGCUUUUUCGGCACUUUCACGAUGAUGACAGAUUAUACCCGAGAUGACGUCAUAUCGAAAGGUUUCUCGAUAUCAAUGUGUGGCCGCAUAAUUGACGACGAAAUCGUCAAGGUCGGAGCCGAGAACAAGAGGCGCUACGCCAUUCGACCGAUGCGGCCGAAUUUGCUCCACUUCAUCCGCGACUUAUGGAAAGCCGAUAGAGCCCUCGAGGAGGCGGAAGUAUUUGUGAGGAAUACGGAGCACUCACUCGAGGAUUGUAAGACGAGCAAAGAAAUGCUGAUCCGAAUUUUGAGUUCAACGGAUCUCCAAGAAACUGCCCUCGAAGGUCACUCGAAACAAAUGUUCUUCGGAACGAUCAACAACGUUCUCGCGUUGACACUGCUGUCGCAUUCAGAAGGAGGCUACACAGCGCGUGUUUACGGCGACUUCGCGAAAAUGGUUGCUUCGUGCAACAAUCUCGUGAGCGCGGAUGUUCCGCUUUCCCUCCAGAAGCUGAGCCUUCAGGCGCAGGAAGAUUAUGGACUUGGUUUCAAAACGCUCCCCGUCGAGGAAGCUCUCGAGAAACUCAGACAAGAUUCGACCGCGAGCGCCGGUCUCUUCACCAAGUUUCUCAAGGAACACGGGCACCGGUGCCUCAAUGAGUUUGAUCUAGUGAGCCGACCGUGGGGCAUGGAUCCAACCCCAGUUGUGAAAACCAUCCAGUCGAUGAUUGGAGUGACGGAACUCGCUGAAAAAUCUGAAACUAGCCUCGACGACUUGAUCCAGAGUCUCGACAUCAAGCUCAACCUACCGAAGCGUCUCGCGCUUCGAUAUGUCCUGAAACGAGUGCGCAAAGGAAUAGCGAAUCGAGAGCGAGCCAAGUCGAAUCUCAUACUCGCUUCCCACAAGUAUCGUCUGCUGUUCCGCCAACUCGCAGAUCAGCUCGUCCGGGAGGGCUUGAUCCCGGACCCUGAGUUGAUGUUCUUUUUGGUCCCUUCGGAAAUCUACCAAUUGAUCGAGUCGCGCUCUCCAAAAAUCAUCGUCCGAGCCAUGAACCGGAUGCGAAUAAAGGAAAAAGCGGCGAAGGACGUCUAUCCCGAGCAUGUGACUGGUCUCCCUGUGAAGCCGAUAAAUUGGGCUCCGGUGUCGCUUGACGUCAAGGGAACUCGUCGGAUGGAAGGCACCCCUGUUUCGCAAGGGACCGCGAUAGCGACAGCGCGCGUUGUGAUGUCGAUAGACGACGCUGAUCAAAUUCAAAAAGGCGACAUCUUAAUCACCUAUGCCACCGACAUCGGUUGGAGUCCUUAUUUCCCGCUUCUCGGUGGGGUCGUCACCGAGCUUGGAGGACUCAUAUCUCACGGAGCCGUCGUCGCCCGAGAAUACGGUUUACCGUGCAUCGUCGCCGCCCAUGGAGCCACGCAGCUAUUCCGAUCAGGGGAAAAAGUUCUCCUCGACGGAAGCAACGGAUUCAUACAAACUGUUGAAUGAGAAUAUUUGGCCGGAGGAAAAUGGAGGCGCCCAAUCAAAGGACAGAUACGGCCCUCAAUCUGGAACCGCGUCGCGGAUCGCCAGGCUCACUUUCCUGUGUCGGCGGAUCGCAAUGCACACUAGGUCGAAUAUAUUGAGAGAAGAUGAAGGAGCUCCGCGUGUUGCAUGGAUUCAGGAAGCCGGUCACGAGUGAGGUCAUUCUAAGAAAGUACAUUCCUACGGUCGUUGAUCUCGCCGUUUCCUAGAUACACAGAACCGAGUGUAUCGAGCAUCUGAACAUAUUGUAUGUACAAAUAUCGAGCGCCUGAGUCCGCUCGCGGCUCUUGUGGAUUACGACGAGGCUCUUGAGAUUCUUUGACGUCAUAGAGGAAUUAUUCAGUCGCAGGAUAUAUAUAGGAAUCCCAGGACUUUCUGAUCCAGCGAGAUCGAUGAGACGAGAGGCAUCGGUUCCGAAUCGACGAGAUCCCUCCCCUCGAUCCUCGAUAUAACACAACGACUUACGCUCGAUCCACCAUCAGAAUAAAAACUAUCGAA
This is a messenger RNA of Galendromus occidentalis (western predatory mite), 4451 nucleotides long. RefSeq names its product prodigiosin synthesizing transferase PigC. The transcript is spliced from 17 exons. The record is from RefSeq and is a predicted model, not a curated record. Lineage: Eukaryota; Metazoa; Arthropoda; Arachnida; Mesostigmata; Phytoseiidae. Gene Ontology annotation, biological process: phosphorylation. Gene Ontology annotation, molecular function: ATP binding; kinase activity. The coding region runs from base 6 to 3917 and encodes 1303 amino acids.